Molecule: messenger RNA, 1493 nt
Organism: Populus nigra (black poplar)
Lineage: Eukaryota; Viridiplantae; Streptophyta; Magnoliopsida; Malpighiales; Salicaceae
Product: E3 ubiquitin-protein ligase SDIR1-like
Exons: 9
Coding region: 266-1096 (276 amino acids)
Source: RefSeq, a predicted model, not a curated record
AGGAGUCCUUAAGAAGGCGUUAUUGCAAUAAUAGCAAGCCACUGUUUUUAAUACCCCACUAAGAGAUCUGCAUUAUCUCCUACAUAGUUCUUAACUAUAAGAUCUCUCUAUUUUCCAAGGUUUCAACUUUGUUCUCUGAUCUCUCUCUCUCUCUGUAUUAGCACUGUUUCAAGGACAAUUGGAGGCAUUGGUAGAUUUUAAGUUUGUUUUGGCACUAUCUGUCACUUCUUUAGACAAGCGUGGUUCUUUGAAAGCUCUCGCAACCAUGAGUUUUGUGUUUCGAGGCUCGAGAGGAGAUAUUGAAAGUGGAUUUUCAGGCUUCAUUCCUGAAAGACCUGCAGUGCGUAUUCAUGCAGCUCGACCAGUUAACUCCAAUUCACUUGCUUUUCUUGUCACGGCAGUUCUUUUGCUGUUCAUGAUUUUAAACUCUCAUCAGAUGUCACCAAACUUCCUGCUUUGGCUGGUUGUGGGUGUCUUUUUGAUGGCCACAAGCUUGAGAAUGUAUGCAACUUGUCAACAACUUCAAGCUCAGGCACGAGCUCAUGCUGCAGCAGCCAGUGGCUUGAUGGGUCACACUGAACUGCGUUUGCAUAUGCCGCCAUCAAUAGCUUUUGCAACAAGAGGACGGUUGCAGGGACUAAGGCUCCAGCUUGCUCUUCUUGACCGUGAAUUUGAUGACUUAGAUUAUGAUACUCUUAGAGCACUGGACUCUGGUAAUGCUUCUACUACCUCAAUGACCGAGGAAGAGAUAAAUGCAUUGCCAGUUCACAAGUAUAAGGUCCCUGUUCAGGAGAAUGGUAGUGCAUCUCUGCAGCAUGCUUCAUCUUCUUCAGCUCCAGCUGAGACAAAGCAAGACUCAAAAAAUGCAGAUGGGAACAUGAAAACUUCAGAAGAUGAAUUGACUUGCACUAUUUGUUUGGAGCAAGUUAACAGGGGGGAACUAGUUCGUAGCUUGCCAUGUUUGCACCAGUUUCAUACCAACUGUAUCGAUCCAUGGCUGCGGCAACAAGGCACGUGCCCAGUUUGUAAAUUUCUGAUCGGUUCCGGAUGGCAAGAAAGCAGAGAGAGUGAAUCUGAUGGGUCGGACAUGGUUUAAUGACUGCCCAAGUAAAUCAAUGAAUCUGUGUAGGAAAACUUUUCUCAUGUCUCAAUCUGUGAUUGCAUGAAAAUGAAUUUCUCUUAUGCCUGUGUAAAUAAUUUAUAGGAUGGGCUUUUAUCUAACCUUUGCUUGACCAGAGGGAAAUUUAGCUUGUAUCGCUCCCUCAUUCUUAGCUCUGCAUAUUAUGGAUUGGAAAGAAGCAAAAAUCAACCGUUGAGCAUUGAUCUGAAAGCAAAAGAAAAGUUGUGACGCGGUCACCCCUGUUGAGCAUGGCUGAUGACGAUGUUCCUGCUCAGGCGUGAUGCAUUAUGAAUCCAACCUAUCUGUAAUAUAAAACGUUUGUGAAAGUUACAUUGCUCAAAACUUUGUCAAUCUCAAAGCCCAUCGUUGGACA